Sorex araneus (European shrew) is the source of this 2115-nucleotide messenger RNA. RefSeq names its product NEDD4 binding protein 3 (gene N4BP3). Lineage: Eukaryota; Metazoa; Chordata; Mammalia; Eulipotyphla; Soricidae. The record is from RefSeq and is a predicted model, not a curated record. The transcript has 5 exons. The coding region runs from base 221 to 1813 and encodes 530 amino acids. Gene Ontology annotation, cellular component: cytoplasmic vesicle.
GGGUGAGUCAGGCCGGGUUUUCCCUCCGCCUCUGGCCGCCGAGCGCCCGGCGCGUCCCGCCCUCGCCGAGCCGGCUCCGGGCGCGCCCGCCGCGUUUUCCCCGCGCCCCCGGCGGCCCCGGUCGGCUCAGAGUGGGCCGCCGCCGGCCCCGGGACGGAGGUUCGAGUCCUCGCCGGGGAGCACAGCCAUGGAGCCGCUGCCUGAGGCCUGCUGACCGUUCAUGGGCACAGCGCCCCUGCCUGCGGCCUUGGCCAUGGGCAGUGUGGGCAGUCUGCUGGAGCGCCAGGACUUCUCCCCCGAGGAGCUGCGGGCGGCGCUCGCGGGGCCGCGGGGCUCCCGGCAGCCUGACGGGCUUCUCCGGAAGGGCCUGGGCCAGCGGGAGCUGCUCAGCUACCUGCACCUCCCCAAGAAGGACGGCAGGACCCCCAAGCGCGGCGCCCGCGGUGAGCCCGCCGACUAUGCCACUCUCUGCUACCGGGAGCACCCCCGGGCCGGGGACUUCAGCAAGACCUCCCUGCCCGAGCGAGGGCGCUUCGACAAGUACCGCAUCCGCCCGUCCGUGUUCAAGCCGGCGGCGGGCGGCAAGGGCUUCCUGUCCAUGCAGAGCCUGGCGGCCCACAAGGGCCAGAAGCUCUGGCGCAGCAACGGCAGCCUGCACACGCUGGCCUGCCACCCGCCCCCCAGCCCGGGACCCCGAGUCAGCCAGGCCCAGGCCCGCGCCCGCCUCCUGCACGCGCUCAGCCUGGAUGAGGCCAGCCGCGAGCCGGAGCCCAGCCUGUCUGACUCGUCCAGCGGCGGCAGCUUCAGCCGCAGCCCCGGCCCCUUCAACGCCUCGCUGGGCCACGUCACUCACCUCGGGGGCUCUCUGGACCGCGCCUCGCGGAGCCCCAAGGAGGCCGUGAACUGCCUGCCCGAGCCGCCGCCCCCUUACGAGUUCUCCUGCCCCCCCAAGGAGGAGGUGCUGCCUGAGGCCUGCGAGGAGCUCAAGAGGGGUCUGGGGGACGAGGACGCCGCCAGCCCCUUCACACAGGUGCUGGAGGAGCGCCAGCGGCUCUGGCUGGCCGAGCUGAAGCGCCUGUACGUGGAGCGGCUGCACGAGGUGGCGCAGAAGGCCGAGCGCAGCGAGCGCGCCCUGCAGCUGCAGCUCUUCGUGGCCGAGCAGGAGCAGCGACGCCUGCGCAAGGAGCUGCGCGCCCAGCAGGGGCUCCCGGGGCCCGGCGCCCCACCGGAGGCCGACCCCAACGCCAGCGGCCCGCGGCUGGACGAGGAAGCGCGCUGGGAGGUGUGCCAGAAGACGGCGGAGAUCAGCCUGCUGAAGCAGCAGCUGCGCGAGGCCCAGGCCGAGCUGGCGCAGAAGCUGGCGGAGAUCUUCACCCUGAAGACGCAGCUGCGCGGCUGCCGGGCGCAGGCCCAGGCGCAGGACGCGGAGCUGGCGCGGUUGCGCGCGGCGGCGGCGGCGGCCCCGACGGCGCGCGAGGACGGCCCGGCCGGCUGCCAGACGGACGAUUGCAAGAGCCGCGGGCUGCUGGGCGAGGCGGGCGGGGAGGCGGCGGACGCGGGCCCCGAGCAGCUGCGGGCCGAGCUGCUGCAGGAGCGGCUGCGCGGGCAGGAGCGCGCGCUGCGCUUCGAGCAGGAGCGGCGCACGUGGCAGCUGGAGAAGGAGCGCGUGCUGCGCUACCAGCGCGAGCUGCAGGCCGGCUACCUGGACAUGUACCGCCGCAACCAGGCGCUGGAGCAGGAGCUGCGGGAGCUGCGGGCGCCGCGGGAGCCGCCCGAGCCCUGGAGCCCGUGCCUGGAGUCGUCCAAGAUCUGAGGCCCGCGGGGGGCGUGGACACUCGGGGAGGAGGCUGCCAGGCGCGACCCUGGCGCUCCUCUGGCCACGCCGGCUCUGCCCUGCAAGGAUCGAGGCCCCCUGCCCCCAGCACGCACACAGGCACACGCGAGCGCGGGGAUUCAGAGUGGGCCGGAGAGGCCGCGGCAGGGCCCAGCCCGGCUCCCUGGCGCUGUGUGGCCCAGGGACGGAGCCGCGUGACGCCAGGGCAGGCAGCGGAGAGGGAAGACGGGCCGGGAGCUGCUGGCUCCUCUGGAAUAAAAUCGGUUUGUUUUUUUUUCCUA